GCGGCCGCUGGCAGUGACCGCUCCCAGCUCGAGCAACGGGCUUGGCCCGGCAGCGGGAGGCGGCCUUGGCCGGGGAAGUCGCAGCGCCGCCUGCCCUCCGCCAGGGGCGGGGCUGUAGCCUGGCCGCCCCUUUAUCUGCUGCCCUGGCGCCCGGGACGCCGCGGCUGCUGGCAGCUCGGCCCUGGCCAGAGUAGGGGACAGGAACCAGCCAAAUUUGCCUGACAUUCAUCAACCAGGCUCUGGACACCUGAUCCCAGCCAGCUUCACUCUUGCCUUGCUCUGUGAUCUUGGCUCCCUGCCCAAGCCCCAGCCAUAGCCAUGGCCAUGGCAGUAGCCCAGAGAUUCAGCCACCUGCUGUCCAGUCUGUGGCACGUUGGCCAGAAGCCCAUGCAGCCUGAGCCCAUGUUCACAGUGGACCGAGCUGAAGUGCCACCACUCUUCUGGAAACCUUACAUCUAUUCUGGCUACCGGCCACUUCAUCAGACCUGGCGCUUCUACUUCCGCACACUGUUCCAGCAGCACAACGAGGCGGUGAACGUGUGGACACACCUGCUGGCGGCUGUGGCGCUGCUGCUGCGGCUGGUCAUCUUUGUGGGGACCGUGGACUUCCAGGAAGACCCUCAUGCCCUGCCCCUCCUCAUCAUCAUCUUCACCUCCUUCACUUACCUCUCCUUCAGCGCCCUGGCUCACCUCCUGCAGGCCAAGUCUGAGUUCUGGCACUAUAGCUUCUUCUUCCUGGACUACGUGGGCGUGGCGGUGUACCAGUUUGGCAGUGCCUUGGCCCACUUCUACUAUGCUAUUGAGCCCACCUGGCACGCCCAGGUGCAGGCCAUUUUCUUGCCCACGGCUGCCUUCUUGGCCUGGCUUUCCUGCACCGGCUCCUGCUACAACAAGUACACCCAGAAGCCGGGCCUGCUGGGUCGCACUUGCCAAGAGGUGCCCUCAGCACUGGCCUAUGCCCUGGACAUUAGCCCUGUGGUGCACCGCAUCUUGGUGUCCCCUCACCCUGCCACUGAUGAUCCAGCUCUUCUCUACCACAAGUGCCAGGUGGUCUUCUUUCUGCUGGCUGCUGCUUUCUUCUCCACUGUCAUGCCUGAGCGCUGGUUUCCAGGCAGCUGCCACAUCUUCGGUCAGGGUCACCAAGUUUUCCAUGUCUUCUUGGUGCUGUGCACACUGGCUCAGCUGGAGGCCGUGACGCUGGACUAUAAGGCCCGGCGGCCCAUCUAUGAGCCUCUGCACACCCGCUGGCCCCACAACUUCUCUGGCCUCUUUUUGCUCACAGUGGGCAGCAGCAUCCUCACUGCCCUCUUUCUCAGCCAGCUGGUGCGGCGCAAACUCCAUCAGAAGACCAAGUGA
Molecule: messenger RNA, 1356 nt
Organism: Castor canadensis (American beaver)
Lineage: Eukaryota; Metazoa; Chordata; Mammalia; Rodentia; Castoridae
Gene: Paqr7
Product: progestin and adipoQ receptor family member 7
Biological process (GO): response to steroid hormone
Cellular component (GO): plasma membrane
Molecular function (GO): steroid binding; nuclear steroid receptor activity
Source: RefSeq, a predicted model, not a curated record